UGCAGCCUACAGAAAGAAGAAAAAAAAAUGAGAAAAUUAUUUGUAAUUCACUGGACUUGCUUAGCAACAAUUUUAGUUAGCUACUACAUAGUAAACACCGAUUCAAUAGCUGUGAGUCAGCCGGGCCAUCUGCACCGACAUCAGAAGAGAUCCGUCCUCUCAUUGCCCAGGGGGGUUUUAAAGUUUACAGGAGAGUUCAUCGUACCGGUUUUAUCGCUCAUUAACCAGACAAACUCUUACCUCUGGUUCAACUUUCCCACAACGUGGCCUCUACCCAACAACAACAACCUCAACACGCUGUACAACAGUUUUGGCCGUCUCAAAGAAAAGGGUAUUGAGGUGGACGAAGACUUUGUCGACGAGCAACGAGCCAAUCAGGACAGACGGCAUGUCUACCAAUACAUCGAAGGCUUUUUCCAAAACUUUGGAGUCAAUGGAACAGCUUGCGUCCAACGAGCUAUUUGCGAAAUGGCUGAAGCGCCUCUAACAAGCAACGGACUUUUGGGCAAAAUCGUCGAACUUGUUUUAACGCCAAGUCUGAUCAAAAUGCCUGUAAAAAUGGAGCCCUACUUCGGACUGAAUCGAUUCCGACGAGACGUUCACGGCGACGCCAUCAUAGAGGAUCUGGACUUCAUCGCGGCACCUGUUGAAGAUGAGUACACGGACGCUUAUAGCAAAGGAAAAGAUGGCUUGUGCUGGAGCCACUACGCAAGUUGCCCAAUUAACAUAUUUAAAUUGCUGGAUUUGUAAAUCGAAAAAAGAACUUGAGGGAAAAGCUUUGGUCUUACGAUUGUCC
Daphnia carinata is the source of this 796-nucleotide messenger RNA. RefSeq lists its product as uncharacterized. The coding region runs from base 28 to 750 and encodes 240 amino acids. The record is from RefSeq and is a predicted model, not a curated record. The transcript has 3 exons. NCBI's taxonomy places the organism in Eukaryota, Metazoa, Arthropoda, Branchiopoda, Diplostraca, Daphniidae.